CUGGAACGGAGCUCCGAGGACUAGGGACGAGACGCAAAGGAGGCGGCACUCCCCACCCCCGCCGGGGCUGCCCUACCCCCCGCACGCACCAUGGCUCGCUGGAUCCCCACCAAGAGGCAGAAACUCGGAGUCGCCAUCUACAACUACAAUGCCUCCCAAGACAUCGAGCUGUCCUUGCAGAUCGGGGACAGGGUCCACAUUCUGGAGAUGUAUGAAGGUUGGUUCAGAGGAUAUACGCUGAGAAAUCAGUCCAAAAAGGGGAUUUUCCCUGAAACCUACAUUCAUUUGAAAGAGGCAACGGUGGAGGAUCGAGGGCAACAUGAGACUGUGAUUCCCAGUGAGGCGCCACUGGUGCAGGAACUCACGUCUACCCUCCGAGAAUGGGCGGUCAUCUGGCACAAACUCUACGUGAACAACAAGGUCACCCUCUUCCGGCAGCUGCAGCAGAUGACGUACAGCCUGAUCGAGUGGCGAUCCCAGAUCCUGUCGGGGACCCUCCCCAAGGACGAGCUAGCCGAGCUCCAGAAGAAGGUCACGGCCAAGAUCGACCAUGGCAACAGAAUGCUUGGACUUGACCUCGUGGUACGAGAUGACAAUGGAAACAUCUUAGACCCGGAUAAGACCAGCACCAUCGCCCUGUUCCGGGCCCAUGAAGUGGCCUCGCAGCGGAUCGAAGAAAGGAUCCAGGAGGAGAAGUCCAUCCUGCAGAACCUGGACUUACGGGGCCAGUCAAUCUUCAACACGAUGCACACCUACUGCCUCUAUAUAAACUUUAAGAACUUUGUCUGCAAUAUUGGGGAAGAUGCUGAGCUGCUCAUGGCCCUUUACGACCCCGAUCAGUCCAGAUUUAUCAGUGAGAACUACCUGAUCCGCUGGGGUAGCAACGGGAUGCCGAAGGAGAUUGAGAAGCUCAACAAUCUUCAGGCAGUCUUUACUGACCUCAGCAGCACCGACCUCAUCCGACCCAAGAUCAGCCUGGUGUGCCAAAUCAUCCGUGUGGGCCACAUGGAGCUGAAGGAGGGGAAGAAGCACACUUGUGGCCUCCGGAGGCCUUUUGGAGUGGCAGUGAUGGAUAUUACCGAUAUCAUACAUGGGAAGGUUGACGAUGAAGAAAAACAACAUUUCAUUCCCUUUCAGCAGAUUGCUAUGGAAACUUACAUCCGACAAAGGCAACUUAUCAUGUCACCCCUGAUAACCUCCCAUGUGAUUGGGGAGAAUGAGCCCCUCACGUCAGUCCUAAAUAAAGUGAUUGCGGCCAAGGAAGUGAAUCAUAAAGGACAAGGUCUUUGGGUUUCCCUGAAGCUGCUCCCUGGUGACCUCACACAAGUACAGAAAGAUUUCUCACACUUGGUUGACAGGUCCACAGCAGUAGCCCGAAAAAUGGGUUUCCCUGAAAUCAUCCUUCCAGGUGACGUUAGGAAUGACAUCUAUGUUACCCUCAUCCACGGCGAGUUUGACAAAGGGAAAAAGAAGACCCCGAAGAAUGUGGAGGUGACCAUGUCUGUGUAUGAUGAGGAUGGGACAUUGCUUGAGAAAGCCAUCCAUCCAGGUGCUGGUUAUGAAGGCAUUUCUGAGUACAAGUCUGUCGUCUAUUAUCAAGUCAAACAGCCCUGCUGGUAUGAAACAGUCAAGGUGUCCAUCGCAAUUGAAGAAGUCACUCGUUGUCAUCUAAGGUUUACUUUCCGGCACAGGUCAUCACAGGAAUCCAGAGAUAAAUCUGAAAGAGCUUUUGGGGUGGCCUUUGUGAAGCUGAUGAACCCAGAUGGAACCACAUUGCAGGAUGGGAGGCAUAACCUUGUGAUAUAUAAGGGAGAUAAUAAGAAAAUGGAAGAUGCCAAGUUCUACCUGACCCUGCCUAGCACAAAGAUCGAGAUGGAGGACAAGGAUUUCUCCCCAGGCAAAAACAUCCACUUGUCCAAUUUCACCCCAACCAAGGAGAGCACCAAGGACAGCUUCCAAAUCGCCACACUUAUUUGCUCCACCAAACUGACCCAGAAUGUUGAUCUGCUGGGCUUGUUAAAUUGGCGAUCCAAUUCCCAGAACAUAAAACACAACUUAAAGAAGCUGAUGGAGGUGGAUGGAGGAGAAAUUGUAAAGUUUCUACAAGAUACUCUCGAUGCACUUUUUAACAUAAUGAUGGAAAUGUCGGACAAUGAAACCUAUGAUUUCCUUGUGUUCGAUGCACUGGUGUUUAUUAUCUCGCUGAUAGGAGACAUCAAGUUCCAGCAUUUUAAUCCUGUCCUGGAAACCUACAUUUACAAGCACUUCAGUGCCACCUUGGCAUACGUGAAACUUACCAAAGUCCUGAACCACUAUGUAGGGAAUGCUGAAGACUCCAGCAAGACAGAACUACUCUUUGCUGCCUUGAAAGCCUUGAAGUACCUCUUCAGAUUCAUUGUCCAGUCUCGUGUCCUGUACCUGAGAUUUUAUGGUCAAAGUGAAGAUGGGGAUGAAUUUAACAAUGCAAUUCGCAAGCUCUUUCUCUCCUUCAAUACUCUGAUGGACAGACCAUUGGAGGAGGCUGUCAAGAUCAAGGGGGCAGCUCUGAAGUACCUUCCCAAUAUAAUUAAUGAUGUCAAGAUGGUGUUUGAUCCUGUUGAACUCAGUGUCCUCUUCAGCAAAUUCAUUCAAAGCAUCCCCGAUAACCAGCUGGUCCGCCAGAAGCUCAACUGUAUGACCAAGAUAGUGGAGAGUAACCUUUUUCAUCAGACAGAGUGCAGAGAUGCUUUGCUGCCCCUGCUCAUUGACCAGCUCAGCGGCCAACUGGACGACAACUCCAGCAAGCCCGACCAUGAGGCAAGCUCGCAGCUCCUCAGCAACAUCCUGGAAGUGUUGGACAGGAAGGAUGUGGGUCCUACCUCCGUGCACAUCCAGCUGAUCAUGGAACGUCUGUUGAGGAGAAUCAAUCGGACGGUGAUUGGAAUGAGUCGGCAAUCUCCCCACAUAGGCAGCUUUGUGGCUUGCAUGACCGCCAUUCUUCGGCAGAUGGAGGAUUUCCAUUAUAACCACUAUAUCAGCACUUUCAAGACCAGGCAGGAUAUCAUCGACUUCCUAAUGGAAACCUUCAUCAUGUUUAAGGAUCUCAUUGGGAAGAAUGUGUAUCCCCCAGACUGGAUGGUCAUGAAUAUGAUGCAGAACAGGGUUUUUCUGCGGUCUAUAAACCUAUUUUCAGAAGUUCUCACAAAGUUCUUCAUGGACCAUUCAAGCUUUGAACUCCAGCUUUGGAACAACUAUUUUCACUUGGCCGUUGCCUUCCUCACCCAUGAGUCCCUUCAGCUAGAAACCUUCUCUCAAGCCAAGCGCCUCAAAAUGGAAAAGAAAUAUGGGGACAUGAGAAAGGAAAUCGGCUUUCGAAUACGAGAUAUGUGGUAUAACUUGGGGCCCCACAAGAUCAAGUUCAUCCCUUCCAUGGUGGGUCCCAUCUUGGAGGUGACCUUGACCCCGGAGACAGAGCUCCGGAAGGCCACAAUUCCCAUCUUCUUCGACAUGAUGCAGUGUGAGUUCAAUUUCAGUGGAAAUCACAACUUCCAGAUGUUUGAGAACGAGCUGAUCACCAAACUGGACCAGGAGGUGGAAGGCGGCCGGGGGGACGAGCAGUACAAGGUCCUGCUUGAGAAGCUGCUUCUAGAACACUGCCGGAAACACAAAUACCUCGCCAGCUCUGGAGAAGUCUUUGCCCUCCUGGUCAGCAGCCUCUUGGAGAACCUCCUGGAUUACAGGACCAUCAUGCAUGACGAAAGCAAAGAGAACCGCAUGAGCUGUACAGUCAACGUGCUGAAUUUCUAUAAGGAAAAGAAGAGAGAAGACAUUUAUAUAAGGUACUUGUACAAGCUUCGGGACCUGCAUCGGGACUGUGAGAACUACACAGAGGCUGCGUACACCCUCCUCCUACAUGCCGAGCUUCUCCAGUGGUCGGAUAAGCCCUGUGUGCCCCACUUGCUCCAGAGGGACAGCUACCAAGUCUAUUCUCAGCAAGAGCUCAAAGAGAAGCUGUACCAAGAAAUCAUCUCAUAUUUCGACAAGGGCAAAAUGUGGGAGAAAGCCAUCAAGCUCAGCAAGGAGUUGGCCGAGACCUACGAGAGCAAAGUGUUUGACUACGAGGGGCUCGGCAACCUCCUGAAAAAACGGGCCUCGUUUUACGAGAACAUCAUUAAAGCGAUGAGACCCCAGCCGGAGUACUUUGCUGUCGGUUACUACGGACAGGGCUUCCCGUCAUUUCUUCGGAACAAAAUCUUCAUCUAUCGAGGAAAGGAGUACGAGCGGAGAGAAGACUUCAACCUGAAACUGCUGACUCAGUUUCCCAAUGCUGAGAAGAUGACUAGUACAACGCCUCCAGGAGAGGAAAUCAAAUCAUCUCCCAAACAGUAUAUGCAAUGCUUCACGGUGAAGCCUGUGAUGAACCUACCUCCAAAUUACAAGGACAAACCGGUACCAGAACAGAUCUUGAAUUAUUACAGGGCCAAUGAGGUCCAGCAGUUCCAGUAUUCCCGACCCUUUCGGAAAGGAGAAAAGGAUCCCGACAAUGAGUUCGCAACUCUGUGGAUUGAGAGGACCACCUACACCACCGCCUAUACCUUUCCUGGGAUUCUCAAGUGGUUUGAAGCCAAGCAGAUUACCACGGAAGAAAUCAGUCCCUUGGAGAAUGCAAUUGAGACCAUGGAGCUCACCAACGAGAAGAUCAGCAAUAGUGUCCAGCAGCAUGCGUGGGACCGCUCACUCUCCUUACACCCACUCUCCAUGCUACUCAAUGGCAUUGUAGACCCCGCUGUCAUGGGCGGGUAUUCCAACUACGAAAAGGCCUUCUUCACUGAGAAGUACCAGCAGGAGCACCCUGAGGACCAGGACAAGAUUGAGCUACUCAAACGCCUGAUUGCCUUACAGAUGCCCCUCCUUGGAGAAGGGAUCCGAAUUCAUGGAGAGAAGCUGACAGAGCAGCUGAAGCCUCUACAUGACCGGCUGACCACCUGUUUCCGGGAACUCAGGGAAAAAGUGGAGAAACUCUAUGGAGUCAUCACUCUGCCUCCCACCUUGACAGAGAGGAAGCAGAGCAGGACCGGCUCCGUGGUGCUGCCCUACAUCAUGUCCUCCACCCUCCGGAGAUUGUCCGUCACCUCAGUGGCUUCUUCGGUGGUUUCGACAUCCUCCACCUCCUCGGAUAGCGCUCCUUCCAGGCCAGGAUCAGAUGGAUCCAUUCUGGAGCCCCUCCUAGAGCGGCGAGCUUCGUCAGGUGCCAAAGUGGAAGACGUAGCUCUCAGAGAUGACAAUGACAACCGGAUUGGCAAGUUCAAACGGAAAGACUGGAAUAUUAGCAAGUCUCAAGUCAUCGCGGAGAGAGAGCCAGAAGCUGACCUAAUGAGUUCUGCCAGCAAAGUACAAAGACCCAAGAGUCUCCAGUUAGUGGACAGUCGGCUGACAUUGUUCCAAAGCUCGCCCCUGCCUUCAUCUAUGCCCCUGAGCCCUCCCCCACUGACCCCCAAAACACCCCGGACCCAAAGCUCGCCAACAUUGCAGGUAGAUGGACUGAUGGUUGGUGGUGCAAAGGUCCCGCCCCCACCCCCUCCCAAGAGCAAGCCCUAUGAGAGCAGCAGCCAGAGGAACUCAGCAGAGGUUGCACCCCCACUUCCCAUCCGGCGAGAAGCAAAGGGCCCGCCGCCUCCACCUCCCAAGGCUCGCAAGUCCGGCAUCCUCUCAUUGGAACCAGGAUCACAAUGAAGACUCCGCCUCUCCUCUUCAGUGGAGAACUGCCACUAUGGACAGUCUCAUGACUCGCUUCCAAGGAACGAUGGCCCCAUUGUCCUUGUUUUCCAUUUCCUCCAUCCUGGCGCCCUAGCCUCCCCUGGGAUGACCUAGAACUUGGACCGAUUUCUCGGAAAGCUUCCCCUUCCAAGGCCAUCUCACACCUUCACUCACUCACAGAAUCCCAAAACUGAUUGGAGCCUCGGCAUGAUCCUCAAGCAUCUCCCUUCGGCCCCUGCCACAGGGGCCUCCAGAGACCGUCUCCUGCCUUCUACUUCUCCAGAGUGACCCUUCAGUGCUUUCCUUGUCCACGAGAGGCCUUUCUUGCCUUGCUUCUGAAAAGCGAUGCUGGAGUUUCCUUUCUCACAGCCCAGGUACCUAAACCACGAGAGACCCUCAUCUGGACCCUUUUUGUACCUGAAGAAACAAUAACUUAUUAGUAUGUAUGAUGCACUCUUUGAGGAAAGGGAGGGUGUCUAAGGUAAGACCUGAAGCACCAUCUUUUGGUGAUGGUGUAAAAAAGAUACCUAUGGAGGUAGGAUUGGACCAGAGGUCCACUGGGGACCUCUAAAAUCCUCUAAUCCCAUGAGUCUGGGGGAAGCUUGUUGGAACAAGGAACCCUGUUGAUCAUGGUUGCGAAUCAGAAUGAAAAAAUGGGUUGGACGCCCUCCCCCCCCCCCCACUCCAAUAGCCUGUACUCAAAAGACUUUAAAAUAACGGAGGUGAUAUUAAAUUAAAUGACAAUACCAAGAGCUACAAACAAAGAGGAAUAAAAACUAAAGAGGAAUAUUUUCAAGAUGAUCUGGUGAUAUCGUGGGUCCUCCCUGCAUGCCUUGUCUGGCUGGUGGCCUUCAGUUCUGGGGAUUCUGUCGAGCCAAGAAGUAUUUAUUAAGCAUUUCCUGUGUGCCGGGCAUGAUACCAAGUAGAAGGACUAGCCCUGCCCUCGAGGAGCUUGUGUUAGAAUGUUGGAGAACUCUUAGAAGGGGGCGGUUGGGGAAGGGGGAAAGGGGUUGGCCAACAUGAUGGAGAACAUCUCAGGAUGGGAGCCUAGAGAGACAGAUUACCUCCCCGGAGCCCUGGGUUAUUGUAACUGCCUCUUGCUGUUGAUUAAUGUUUCUUUCUCCUCCUUCAUACAAUGAGCCCCCUGAGCUGGCAUGAACUGGGAGUCAAUGCCCUUGGCCCCGGGUCUGACCUUCACUGUCCUCCAUCCCAUUUUCCCUGGCUUGGUGGCCUCCUCUUGCUUCUCUAUUUGGUAGGACGCUGGCUAACACUUUCCUUUUCCACAUGUUUGAUUUUGCCUUUUAAAUGACUACAAAAUUCCCCCAAGGAAACCCUUUUGUUCCUCCAUAGAGUUGAGCAGUUUACAAGCAACUCUGGAGCCUCCAUGAUGCCCUAAAAAUGUGUCCAUUUUGGGCUGGGCCUGUGAGGCGGGCAUCUCUCCUCCAUGCAGAUCCCCAUCGGCCCUUCAGCUCAGAAUCUUGGAAUGGUGCCUGAGGGGACUAAGAGGCUCUGAUCCACAUGGGUCAGAAGAGGGAUUUGAACCCCUGAUCUUCGGGGCCUGGAGGCCACAUGUCCUCUCUCCUUGCACACAGCAGAUGGUGAAUCAACAUCCAAAGGCUCCAGACACUUUCUUAGCAAAGUCAAGAGUAAAGGAAGCCAAGCUGAAGUUCUGGCUGCUGGAAGCUGGCCAGUUUGGGGUGCGAAUGAUGCUUCCUUUCAUUCCACAAGGCCAUUUCCAAAGGGAAUGAGAAGAGGUUUCCUGAAGGGACCUGGAAGGAAGGGCAGGAUUUCAACACACAGUGUUUAGAUAGAGAGCUGUCCCACCCACUCCAGGUUUUAGCAGGAAGAAAGGACCUGGUUUGGAGCUGCAUGGAGUUAUCCUUCCUGCAAAGGACUCUACCUAGGCUCACCUGGCCCAGAUAACAGGAUCUUUCUCUAGACAAAGAGUUUUUAACCUGAAGUCCAUGAACUUGGAUGGGCGGAGAAUGACUUCAUUUUCACUAACCUCUGAAAUUUAGCAUUUCCUUCCAUGAUGAAUAUGAGAAACAAGAAUUACUCUGCCCAGACGCCCAUAGGCUUCGCCAUACGGCCAGGGGAGUCUAGGACAUAAAAAAGGAUAAGCAGACCUUCUUUAAAAGCAGGAAGAGUCAAAAAGGGGCCUCUGGCAGUGAGCUGGUGAGAGGGAACUGGGAGUUCAGGUUUUCCCACCUGCCUUUUUUUGCUGUCAUUUUGCAUGCCCUCUCCCUUGCUCCCUGGGGGAAAUGAGUCUGAAGGGCCUCUUUCAUUUUAGGGGGGAGGAAACCAGAAAAGCAGGAAGGAAGCUACCAGUGUCAACCUCCCACCCUACAAAGCAGGUAUUCAGUGCUGAUGUCUCCUGGACUUGGAGACUUUCUUUGCCAUUGACUUUGUGACCUUACAGGAAGAAGUCUCUCCCUUCCCUAGAACUCAGUUUGUUCAUUUAUAAAAUCAGGAGAUUGGAGGAGAUGCAGACUUAGAGGAGAGCAGAUAGGCAAUGCAAGGUUGGGAUGGGAGGGUCUUCUUUGUCUUCCUUCCAACUCUACAAGUCCCCACACUUGAGUCUCUAAUGAAAAGGUAAAGAAGUGGAUCAUGCAAGACACAAAAGAGAAGGGGCAGUUGAGUGGCUCAGUGGAUAGAAAUCCAGGCCUAGAGAUGGAAGGUCUUGGGUUCAAAUAUGGCCUCAAACACUUCCUAGGGCAAGUCACUUAACACCCAUUGCCUAGCCCUUACCAUACUUCUGGAACCAAUGCACACUCUUGGUUUUAAGAUAGAAUGUAGGGGUUUAAAAAAAGGGACAGAAGAGAAAGUUGACUCAGUGUGGUCCUCCAAGGACUGCUAGACCAGUACCCUUUCUGCCUGCCUUUUAUUAGUAUUCUCCCUAUUAAUUAAAAUUAUGUUCCCUAUUCCUUCCUACAUACACACACACUCAAACCAUGACAAUUUAAAUGCAUAGAAUUAAGGACUGUAAGGGAAGAGAAUAAGUGAGUCUCUGUAACAUUGUUGAAAAGGGGCAACCCCCAACUAUCUCCCCAUUUCACAAACUACACACCGAGGACAAGCCAAACUCUUCAAUAACCAAGCCUUCCCACACGCUACCAUUUGAGAGUGCAGUGCUUGGAAAUCCAUUCCUUGGCCAUUUGGACAUGCCAUUCUCAUUAGCAUUGGUCAUGCCAGACACAAGUUCCACUUUGUGAGAGUGGGGCAAAGCAUAUUUAAACUCCAAUCAGCAGAAGCACCAAGAGUUCCUCUCCUAGAAUAAUAUGAUGAAGAAAAGAUGAUGAAUCUCCUGAAAUCUGGACCAUUCUAUCAAGCAACUCUUCUGAAUCAUUUACUAAAAUCUUGUCUCCAUUGUGAGAAACAAUCAAAGAUCCUAAGCAAAAUGGCCUCCCAGUGCCAUGAUCUGUAACAUUGGUGCCCGGGGCCAGCGAUGGUAGGUGGAAGGUUUACCCCAGCUACAGCCCAAAAGGAAGUGUAUCCCAAGAUGAUGGCAGCACCCCCAAAAUAUCCCACCCUUGUGGCAAACUAGAAAGCUUGGGGAAGGAAAGGGGGACGGAAGGCAUGCUAGGGAAUGAGAAAGAUGGCUUUCUUCAAACAUUUAAAGAGCAAUCCUGAACAAAAAUGAUUUGACUUUCUCCUUGGUCCUAGAGGGAAAACCUAGAACAAAGGAUACAAGUUGUAAAGGGAGAUUGUGGCUCAAUUUAAAGAAACUUUUUAAAAAUUAGAGCUAUCACCAGAUGAAAUCGUUCUCUUUGGGUGAUGAUUGUGAGACCUCCUUCACUGGGUGUCAGUAAGUCAAGGUUGGGAGACCGAUUAUCACACACAUUUGUAGCAUGGAAUCUUUUGGAAGUAUGAGUUGAUUUAGAUGACUGGUGAAAUCCCUCCCAGCUCAGAGACUCAUGAUUGCCUCCCUUUGUUCUGCAUGAUCUUUGAGUGGCUUCCUUAGACCCAUAGUUAGGAAAGAUGUUUUGAGAAGACUGCAAUUUUUUUUGCCAAGAUUUGCUGUUAUUUAUUUAUUUUUAAAUUAAACCUUGAAUUGAUUUUU
Molecule: messenger RNA, 9796 nt
Organism: Monodelphis domestica (gray short-tailed opossum)
Lineage: Eukaryota; Metazoa; Chordata; Mammalia; Didelphimorphia; Didelphidae
Gene: DOCK5
Product: dedicator of cytokinesis 5
Biological process (GO): cell migration; myoblast fusion; small GTPase-mediated signal transduction
Cellular component (GO): plasma membrane; cytoplasm
Molecular function (GO): GTPase activator activity; small GTPase binding; guanyl-nucleotide exchange factor activity
Source: RefSeq, a predicted model, not a curated record